GGCGCUAGAAACCUCCGAGGGCCAGGCCAACCCCCGGCCCGUCGCCGGAACCUCCCUCCCCUCAGGCCUCAACUGUCUCUGCCGAACUCACGAGCAAAAUCAACUCGCCACCACAAAACCACACCAAAUCACGGCCAGCAACGCCAAAUAACGCGAGGAAGAAGAAGAAAAAGAGAGGGAAAAAAAAACAGAGCUAGGGUUUGGCUGAUUGGCACCCGCCAUGGCGUCGACCUUCCCGCGCCGCUCCUCCGGCGGGGAACCGUCCUCCCCGUCGUCGCCGCUCCUCCCCUCGCCGGCCUCCCCGUCGCCCGGCGGCCCGCUCGGGCGGCUCACGGGCCUCCGCGGCGCGGCGCGGUUCAUCCGCCGCACGGGGAGCCGGCGCCUGAUGCGGGAGCCAUCCGUGGCGGUGCGGGAGACGGCCGCCGAGCACCUCGAGGAGCGCCAGACCGAUUGGGCCUACUCCAAGCCCGUCGUCGUGCUCGACGUGCUCUGGAACCUCGCCUUCGUCGCCGUCGCCGCCGCCGUCCUCGCCGCGUCGCUGGGCGAGCAGCCCGCCGUGCCGCUCCGCGUCUGGCUCGCCGGCUACGUGCUCCAGUGCCUCCUCCACGUCCUCUGCGUCACCGUCGAGUACAGGCGCCGGAGCAGGGACGCGGACCAGGACGGCGCGGGUGAUGGGGAUUUCAAGCUAAGUAUUGCAAAGCACUUGGAGUCCGCAAACACGAUGUUUUCCUUCAUUUGGUGGAUCAUUGGGUUCUAUUGGGUGUCUGCAGGUGGCCAAGCUUUAUCACAUGAUGCUCCUCAGCUUUACUGGCUAUCAAUUGUUUUUCUAGCAUUUGAUGUUUUCUUUGUGGUCUUCUGCGUUGCCUUGGCUUGUGUGAUUGGAAUUGCUGUUUGUUGCUGUCUUCCGUGCAUCAUUGCGAUCUUAUAUGCUGUAACUGAUCAGGAGGGAGCAUCUGAAGAGGACAUAAACAACCUUUCUAAAUUCAAAUUCCGUACGAUGGGUGAUCACGACAAGCUAGUUGCUGGCAUUGCGGCGCCUGUGGGCGGAGUGAUGACGGAGUGUGGCACCAAUCCUCCUGUCGAACACAUUCUUUCAGCUGAGGAUGCAGAAUGCUGUAUCUGCUUGUGCCCGUAUGAAGAUGGUGCGGAACUGCGUGAGCUCCCUUGUAACCACCAUUUUCACUGCAGCUGCAUCGACAAGUGGCUUCACAUAAACGCAACAUGCCCGCUGUGCAAGUUCAACAUCGUCAAGAGCAACCUUGACAGAGAAGAGGUCUAGGUAUCACAAGACAAAAUUCGUGCCAAAGCUUCUCGACAUGUCCCAGCUGUCGUGCUCUUCAGUACUACUGCAUUUGCAAACAGAGUUGUGAUUACCGAUCAUGUAGUUGCAAGUUGUAGGUGAUGCACAGAUGAUUGCGAUGGUGGUUCUCGUGAAUAUUCUUUUAGUAGUUUCUUGCAGCGAUUGUACAUCCUUACUCUUUCUUCUUGAUCUGAUUGCAUUGCAGAUUUAUAUGUGCUUAGCUGUGUUGGAUAUGGAACGCAGGCAUCCAUUUGUAAAAUAAUUCAUGAAUUGGAGGCUAGUAUACAGUUUCUUGGUGUAAAUGUUUUGAGGAUAGUAUGGAGUAUGGGGUGUGAUCAUCUAGGCAGAUGAUGCGAGAUUGGUUUACGCGCAUUUGCAAAAUAUUGUGUAUGUGUUCACUUUCGAAACAUUGCAGAGCACAAUGACGGUAUCAUCUCUUUUGAA
Messenger RNA from Setaria italica (foxtail millet), 1744 nucleotides. Its product is annotated as E3 ubiquitin-protein ligase At1g12760. The coding region runs from base 221 to 1279 and encodes 352 amino acids. The transcript is spliced from 5 exons. The record is from RefSeq and is a predicted model, not a curated record. NCBI's taxonomy places the organism in Eukaryota, Viridiplantae, Streptophyta, Magnoliopsida, Poales, Poaceae.